AUGAAUUCAUCAUCAUCAACAUCAGCUGCUGUAUCAAUGGAUCUAUUUCAUGGUAUUGAUCUAGAUGACACAGAAGGAUUAUUUCAAACAAUACUUGAAGAAUAUGAUUCAAAUGAUACAAAUUUAAUAUCAUCAAUAUCGACAUCAACAAAUUGUUCCAAUUAUCAGGAAAAUAAAAAUAAAAACUUUCAACGUGCCGGUCGAAUAAUGAAUAAAUCAGCAUCGAUAAAAAUAAAUGGUAAACGAAAUAAACAACAAAAUCAUCAAUCUACAUCAACAUAUCCAAUCAUUGUUUAUCCAAUGACUAAUGAACAGCAACAACAACAACAACAACAACAACAAUCAUCGACUAUAGUGAUGUCAAAUGGUGGUGGUGGUUGUGGUACAAAACGUAAACGACAACAACAACAACGUCAAAUUAAAAAUGAAAAUGAUUGGAAUCAACAACAACAAACGAAUGGAAGUGAAUUAAUACAAGCUCAACAGGAAUCAACAACAAUCGUACAAUGGGCAACAUCGACGACAAAAAAAUCUAAACGAUCUAUAAAUCAACAACAACAACAACACCAACAGAUUGCUGAUGGCCAUUCAUCAUCAUCAUCAUCUUCGUCAUCUUCAUCGUCUAGUCAUUUGAAUGAUAAUUUAUUAUUGAAACAUGAUAAUACUGCUGCUGGUGGUGGUGGUGGUGGCGGCGGUACAUCAUUGCUUAAAUCAUCCACUACAAUCGGAACAACCGGUAAUUCAAUACACAAUACACGUUCAUCAACAAUGCAGCAGAAUCAACAACAAUUAAAUAAUAACAAUAAUAACCGUGGUUCACGAACCAUCGAUACAGAAAUAACCGAUGAAGAACGGCGAUUAUUGGUCAAAGAAGGUCAUCCAACAUUUCCAUCGGAUGCACGAUCGUUGACAAAAUUGGAGGAAAAAAUUUUGCGUAAAAUACGACGUAAAAUUCGUAAUAAACGUUCAGCACAAAGUUCUAGACAAAGGAAAAAAGAAUAUCUUGAAGAUCUUGAACGAAGAUAUGCAGAAUCAAUACAGGUUGCUGAACAUUAUAAAUCUGAAUGUUUACGUUUACGUAAAGAAAGAAUGAAUUAUCUUAAACGAUUUCAUCAGCUUGUAAUGUUUCGAAUUAAUGAACAAUGUCAACAGCAGCAGCAGCAGCAGCAAAAGCAGCAGCCACAACAAGAUCAAAAACAAUUGAAAACUACUAAUAAUAAUGAUCAACAAUUAUCAUCAUCGUUCAAUAGCCAAUUAUUAUCACCAUCAUCAUCAUCAUCAAUGGCUGUAGCGGCUACAAUUACUGUACAGACAACAACAACAACAACAGCAGCAGCAUCGAAUAAUAAUACCGAUACAAUGCUGAUUGAUCCAUUAUUAUCACCAGAUAAUCAGAAUUGA
Molecule: messenger RNA, 1401 nt
Organism: Dermatophagoides farinae (American house dust mite)
Lineage: Eukaryota; Metazoa; Arthropoda; Arachnida; Sarcoptiformes; Pyroglyphidae
Source: RefSeq, a predicted model, not a curated record